Molecule: messenger RNA, 777 nt
Organism: Prunus dulcis (almond)
Lineage: Eukaryota; Viridiplantae; Streptophyta; Magnoliopsida; Rosales; Rosaceae
Product: F-box protein FBW2-like
Exons: 1
Source: RefSeq, a predicted model, not a curated record
UGCAAAACUAUUGGAGGUCCUGCACUUGAGGCAAUUGGAAAGCACUGCAAACAUCUCAGAAAGUUGCAGAGAUGUAUGUACGGAUGGGAGGUACUUGACAAGGUCUCUCAAGAUGACGAGGCCCUUGCAAUAGCAGCCACAAUGCCAAAACUCAAUCACCUUGAGAUACUCUACCUCCGUAUUAGUACAGAAGCUGUGUGCCAGAUACUCUUGAAGUGCCCUGAGCUCCAGUUAUUAGAUGUGCGAGGGUGCUAUAGUGUAAAGCUUGAUGAAAGGUUUGUCAAGAAAUUCUCAGGACUGAAGGUGAUUGGACCAGGUUCAGACAAUGAGGGCUGGGAUGAAUGUUCAAACUACUCAGUUUCUUCUGGCUACUUAGCUUGGGACUUCGUCGCCAGUGUAAUGGAUGACGAUUUUGACGAAGAGAUGUUAGAUGAAGCUUGGGAAGACGACCAAAGUAUGGAGGAUGUAGAAAUGAGGUUCUAUGAUGGUUUUUAUCUUGACAAUGGUGGGUUCGACUGGCCCCUAUCUCCUUGAAUUCUCUGCUGGAGUGUGGUGGGGUUUCCAGUGGAGGUUAGAGGUGAAAAACUACUUGAACCCUGUGUAAGAAAUGUUGUUUUUCCCAGUAAUUAGCAGCCACUAAUAUUUCAGCGUGUGUGUUUCUGCAUAAGUAUAACCAUGUUGUACUCUGUUGUUUGCAUAUCAAUCCAAGUGAAACUUGUGAGGCUUUGUAUCUAUUUCUCAUAUAAAUAAAAAGGCUUUGUUUAUGUCGUUUUAAAA